This is a messenger RNA of Ochotona curzoniae (black-lipped pika), 6451 nucleotides long. RefSeq names its product adaptor related protein complex 4 subunit epsilon 1 (gene AP4E1). The record is from RefSeq and is a predicted model, not a curated record. Gene Ontology annotation, molecular function: cargo adaptor activity. The transcript is spliced from 21 exons. Lineage: Eukaryota; Metazoa; Chordata; Mammalia; Lagomorpha; Ochotonidae. Gene Ontology annotation, biological process: intracellular protein transport; receptor-mediated endocytosis. Bases 114 to 3527 code for a protein of 1137 amino acids. Gene Ontology annotation, cellular component: AP-4 adaptor complex; membrane coat.
CAGGAAGUGCCUACGGAGGCCCGGACGGCGAGGGCUGCGGCGGCGGCGGCGGCGGCGGCGGUGGGGGCGGCCGCCUGGCAUGAAGUCGGACGGCGACGCGAGAGGCGGCGGCGAUGAGCGACAUCGUGGAGAAGACGCUGACGGCCCUGCCGGGUCUGUUUCUGCAGGGCCAGGCGGGCGGCGGGCCCGCGGCUGCCAAGGCGUCCUUCUCGUCGCGGCUGCGCGGCCUGGUCCGCAGCAUCACCGCGCUCACUUCUAAGCACGAAGAAGAGAAAUUAAUCCAGCAGGAAUUAAAUAGUUUGAAAGCAACUGUUUCUGCUCCUUCUACAACACUGGAAAUGAUGAAAGAAUGCAUGGUAAGACUUAUAUAUUGUGAAAUGCUUGGAUAUGAUGCUUCCUUUGGCUACAUACACGCAAUCAAAUUGGCCCAACAAGGAAACUUACUAGAAAAAAGAGUGGGUUACUUGGCUGUUUCUUUAUUUCUACAUGAAAGUCAUGAGCUGCUGCUGCUUCUUGUGAAUACAGUUGUAAAGGACCUGCAGAGUACCAACCUGUUAGAAGUAUGCAUGGCGCUCACUAUUGUCAGCCAGAUUUUCCCUCGAGAAAUGAUUCCAGCUGUUCUUCCGUUAAUCGAAGAUAAACUUCAACAUUCUAAGGAGAUUAUACGAAAAAAAGCUGUUCUAGCAUUAUACAAAUUCCAUCUCAUUGCCCCUAAUCAAGUACAGCAUAUCCACGUGAAGUUUCGGAAAGCACUUUGUGACAGAGAUGUUGGGGUCAUGGCUGCUUCCUUGCACAUAUACUUUAGGAUGAUUAAGGAGAAUUCAUCUGGAUAUAAAGACUUGACUGGGAGUUUUGUAACAAUUUUGAAGCAAGUGGUGGGAGGAAAGCUCCCAGUAGAUUUCAAUUACCACAGUGUGCCAGCACCAUGGUUACAAAUUCAGCUCUUGAGAAUUCUUGGACUUCUAGGAAAAGAUGAUCAAAGGACAAGUGAAUUAAUGUAUGAUGUUCUUGAUGAAUCCUUACGAAGAGCUGAAUUAAACCACAAUGUCACAUAUGCUAUUCUGUUUGAAUGUGUGCAGACAGUCUAUUCUAUUUAUCCUAAGACGGAAUUACUUGAGAAGGCUGCCAAGUGCAUUGGAAAAUUUGUUCUGUCGCCUAAAAUAAAUCUCAAAUAUUUAGGACUGAAGGCUCUUACCUAUGUUAUCCAACAGGAUCCUACUCUGGCUCUUCAACACCAGAUGACAAUAAUUGAAUGCUUAGACCAUCCUGAUCCCAUUAUUAAAAGAGAGACUCUGGAACUUCUUUACAGAAUUACCAAUGCACAGAAUGUUACAGUUAUUGUUCAGAAAAUGCUUGAGUAUUUACAUCAGAGCAAAGAAGAAUACAUCAUUGUUAAUUUGGUUGGCAAAAUAGCUGAACUGGCUGAGAAAUAUGCUCCUGAUAAUGCGUGGUUUAUUCAGACAAUGAAUGCUGUAUUUUCAGUGGGAGGAGACGUAAUGCAUCCUGAUAUAUCCAAUAACUUCCUGAGACUGUUAGCUGAAGGUUUUGAUGAUGAAGCAGAAGAUCAACAGCUAAGACUCUAUGCAGUUCAAUCUUACCUCACUUUGCUAGAUGUAGAAAAUGUAUUCUACCCACAGAGAUUUCUUCAAGUUAUGAGCUGGGUGUUAGGCGAGUAUUCCUACCUCUUAGAUAAGGAAAUGGUGGAGGAAGUUAUAACCAAACUCUACAAAUUACUUAUGAAUGACUCCAUUUCUUCGGAAACAAAAGCCUGGUUAAUUGCUGCUGUAACUAAAUUGACUUCCCAGAUACAUUCUUCAAAUAUAGUUGAGAAAUUAAUCCAAGAAUUUACCACAUCUUUGGAUACCUGUAUGAGACAACAUGCAUUUGAGUUAAAAUAUUUACAUAAGAACAUGGAACUCAUGAAGAGCCUGCUUCCAGUUGAUAAGAGUUGUGAAGACAUGAUGGUAGAUGCUUCUUUAUCUUUCCUGGAUGGUUUUGUGGCUGAAGGACUCAGUCAGGGAGCAGCACCUUACAAACCUCAUCAUCAACGCCAGGAGGAAAAGCUUUCUCAAGAGAAAGGUCUCAAUUUUGAACCCUACGGACUCUCAUUUUCCUCAUCUGGUUUCACUGGACGACAGUCUCCUGCUGGCAUUUCACUUGGUUCGGAUGCGUCUGCAAAUAGUGCUGAGACAGGGCUGAAAGAAACAAAUGGCUUGAAGCUGGAGGGUGUAAAGAAAUUGUGGGGAAAGGAGGGCUACCUUCCCAAAAAGGACCAUAAAACUGGUGAUGAAACUGAAGUUUCACCUGCUCCUCAAGAGAACAUGGGAAUGGAAACUAUAGAUCAAACUCUAACGACAAAGGAUCACUCUCAGGUCCUUACCCAGUCUAAAGAGGAGAAAGAAAAGCAGCUGUUAGCAUCAUCCUUGUUUGUUGGACUAGGAUCGGAAAGUGCAGUCAACUUGUUGGGAAGAGCAGACACUGUCUCUCACAAGUUCAGAAGGAAAUCAAAAGUCAAGGAAACCAAAAGUGAAGAAGCAAGCAGUGCGCAUAAUGUGACCUGUUCUUCCUUUAGUCCUUUGCCAAAUGCCAUGUAUGAAGAAGAUUAUGUGACUACUUUGCAGGAUGGAGGAGACAAAGAAUUAGAGAAGCUUGCUCUUGGCUCAGAACUUCUGGCUUCUGAGUCACUGACAGAGCUGCCCUUGGUUGAGAAACUUUCAGAUUGUAGCCUGUCUGCCCCUUCUUUGUUUGCUGAUAGUGACAUGGAAGUCUUCCAGCCUUCUCCAUCUACCACAGCCUCAUUUGCCAAGGAAAUCUCUUUGGAGGCAUCUUUGCUGAGGGAAACUGCAGAAUGCUUGCAUUCAGAUCCUACGGAGAUCUGUAAUAAUGAAAUCGUAUCAGUGUCUUCUAGCAAAAUUUGGAAAGAUGACUGUCUAUUGAUGGUCUGGUUAGUCACUAAUAAGAGUGAUUCAGAAUUGAAAAGUGCUAAUUUAGAAAUUUUUCCAGCAGAAAAUUUCAAGCUCACUGAAGAGCCUGGAAGCUGUUUGCCUGCCACAGAAGCAGAAAAUACCACAACCUUUCAAUACAACGUGCAAAUGGAGAAACCUUUCACAGAUGCAAAUCUUUGUGGUUUUGUAAAUUAUCAAAUGAUGGACACUGUUUGUGUUCAGUUGGAAUUUUCUGUGAACUUAUCACUAUUAGAUUUCAUUAGACCGUUAAAAAUCUCAACUGAAGACUUUGGCAAACUCUGGUUGUCCUUCGCAAAUGAUGUGAAGCAAAACGUGAAAAUGACAGACUCUGAAGCUGGUCUGCCUUCUACCCUAAAAACUCUGCAACAGAAACUAAGACUUCAUGUUGUUGACAUUAUAGGCAAUGAAGGGCUAUUGGCCUGUCAGCUGCUCCCAUCCACCCCCUGCCUAGUGCAUUGCCGGUUGUAUGCUGAUGUGUUAGCCCUGUGGUUCAGAUCUUCCUGCCCUAGUCUUCCGGACUAUUUACUCUAUCAGUGUCAGAAGGUGAUAGAAGGAUCCUAGCAGAAGCUGCAUAAUUUUACUUUAUCAAGACAAAUGGUUUACAUAGAUAAACUUACUUACCAAAGUAAAAAUGAUUCAUGGUACUUGUAAUGCAAAUGGGGAUUAUUACAGAUUAUGGUUUAUGGUUUUCUUUUUUGAUUCUUGGUCAAGAGAGAUCCCCAAGAAACUGUAUCUCUAACCUUUUACUCAGGAUUGUACAGUAUGUUUGGGUCCCAAAAAAAGUGACCUAAGCUUAUGUUAUAAACUGCUAAUGAUUUAUGUACUAUUUAGUGUAGAAGGACUGAAAAUAUUUAUUUUGUUAUAAAUAAUUUUAUAGCAAGUUUGCUCUAACACUAGCUAAUUUGUAGUAAUGCCAAGUUUCAGUUCUCAGCAUUAAUCGAGGGGAGACAUGAAAUUGAUACUUUUAAACCUAAUUUGUUUUUGGUUUUGGGAAUACAGUAUGGUUUUUGUAGCUAAGUCAGUACUUCCAAAUGUGUUUUCCUUAGAUCAAUGAAUUGAGUUAGCAUAUUAUGUGCUAACAGUUAUAGGAGAUCCAUGAGCAUGCUGGAUAUUGAGGAGAUCCCAAUCUGUGAUGUGCUUCUUUUUAUAGGUCACUUGUUAUGCAUAAUUCCAGAUAAUUUGGCUAUAAAAUUGGUCUGUUUUUCACUUGCUUUAUUUCAAAAUUUAAAAUACGCUUAAUUUUAAAAACUCGGAGCAGUUUAUAAAAUAUUAUUGUAUAGAAACAAAACCCAGGAGAGCAUAUUAUAUGAGAGCAAACAGGAACAAAAGAACUUUUUCAUUAUGACAGUUAUCUUAAUUUGGUUAGGAUAUAAGUCCUUUUUAAAAUUUGUGAUUAGAAUGUAAAUGCUAAAACUAUCUUUCCUGGCUUUUUGAGUCCUCUAGUACUUAACAGGUAUAGCUGAAAAGGUGAGUAAGUAUACUGAGUGUACUGGUUUUUGAGUGAUAUCAAAAUGAAAUCAUUUUCUUGUUAUGAUUCUACCUAUACGGCAUGUCAAGAGUUAUUCUCAGUAAAAGAAGAGGUUGUGAGGUUGUGCCUGAUAUGAAUGAUGGACCAAAAUGUUGAGGUUGUAGAUUAACUAAAAUAGUGUUUUAUAAAACUUUAUGGUGCUGUUGAAAAUAUUUUUUAUUUCACUUUUUUCUGACACUUAGCCAUGGAGAUGAUUCAGGUAAUGCCAUUUUAAGUCAUUGCAGUUAAUACUCUGGUUAAUUGGUAUUGUUUAUUGCCCAUGUCAGGAGUUCUGGCUUCAGGUUGUACUUUCGUCAUGACUGCUAAAGAUGUUAAAGAAAUUCCCCAGAGCUGAUCAAUGUCAUUUCAUUGAUUUUUUGUGUCUAGGAGAAUUCAUUUUUAAACAGUAUGUUUUUCUUGGUUAUUUUUUAAGUUACUCAUUUUUUUUUUUUUUUGAAAAAUGAAACAUCUUGUUAGUUUAAUUCUUUUAAGAACAUUGAAACUUUGCUGCCAGAGCAAUAAAUGACUGGAAUUACCUGCCUAAUGGGCUCCUCCUUUUGAACAGAUGAUCAGACUUCUCAGACUGCCAGCAGUGUCAUAGUGAAGGGAAUAUGCUAACUUGGUGAUGGGAGGGUGGUCUGGAAUCGUGGACACUAGCAUCUAGCCCUCUAUUCCUAUCUCUUGUCAGCAGCAUUCCCCACUGCUCAAUGAUUCCCGCUGUUAUUCUGAUGUCGCUUUGCAAUGUUUGGUGAAGGAGGUGCUCCAGUUUUUUGUGGCCUUAUUUCCUUGUGUUUGCCUGGUCACCGAGGCUGGCUGAGUUGGCGCAAUGGGAUAGGAUGCCUAGCAAGCAUGUGGGCAGAGAUAACAGUGAGCCUUCUUCUGCUUUGUUGAUGGUGUGUUCAUGAAUAGCAGCAGUAGUUGUCAUCAAGAGUAGUGUUGGAUCUACGUAGCUGUCUGGUGAUAGGAAAUGUAUGUUGACAGGUUUAAGACUGGGAGCGUGAUUUUGGAACUUCCAAAGGGAACGUGGUGUCACUUUUGUUCUCUAUGAACCUGCUUAAGUCGUAACAGGAUUUCUAUUGAAAUGUUUAGUAGAAUGUUUACACUUUUUUACAUUUUUAUGAUUUUAAAAGUAAUAGAUUUUAAAAAACUUCAGAGCAGUGGUGUCUAUUUUGCCUAAACUUUUUGAAUGUUUUAAGUUCUAAAUCAGGCAUCGCCACCUUGUUGUUAUAUUGUUGGAGGUGGUGGCUAUGAAGUGGAGAAUGACUGCAGUGGAGAGAUUCGCUCUGUUUACUUUAGUGUUGUGUUUUAGUCAGUGAAGGGACAACUUCUAGGGUAUGGAAACUGCAGGAAGGAUGCGCCAUUCUGAGUUUUGUGCCAGGUAUCUUGCUGAGGGGUGAGUUGACAACAAGUGUUGACCUAAGGGAGAAUAAGGGAAAAUGGGAGAGCCUUAAGAACAGAUAAAAGAAGACGGGACCAGCUCCUGCCAGAAUAGCUCCUAUGGAGAAGGCAGAUCAGAGGCUGAGAGUUGGCACAGCAGCCCCAAGUUGGGGUCCUGCUAGAGGAAACACUGAUAGAAGCCAAGCAAUUGCUGAGUGCUCAUGUGCCAAGCACAGCAUAUGCUCUGCAGAGGAGCAUUAUUUUAAAAAAUAAUCUAUUAUUGUCCACCAAAAGCUUAAUUGUAGUGAAAGUGCAGUAUUUUAUUUUUUUUCUUUAUUUCAUGUAACUAAUAUUUUAAAAUAUGAGCUAUCUGUCUUAUAUUUUUAUGGAUAAAUGUGUACUUUGUCUCAUGAUGGUGAACCACUAAAAGUGCUUUGAAUCUGUUCAUGUGUCUUUAAUAUAUUUUGCUGUGUUGAAGUUGUAGGAGAAAAAUGAGAUGAAUAACAAUUGAAUAGGCAUUUAUUGCCUACAUUGGAGGUUGAAUUCUGUAACUUGAAUAAGUUCAGUUGUUGAACUUGUAAUAAAUACAAAGUGAUCGAUA